CCCGAAGUGGCAGGGGGCCCAGCUGCCCGAGGAGCCCGGUAUCCAACCGGGUGGUGCUGCCUGUCUGCUGGCCAGGGCCUCGGGCAUCGCCCCUCGCAGGAAGUCCAGCGCCGGGGGCGGGAGAGGAGACGAAAGGCAGCCUGGUCUGAUUGCAGACAAGCAGAGGCACCGGCGGGCGGUCUCCUCGUGCCGGAACUUCCUUGGAAGCCGCCAGCUCCCGGAUCGGCGGUGGUCGGGCCGGGCAGGGCAGGGUUAAGCGAGCGAGGCUGAGUGUGCCCGCCGGGAGCAGGAGCUGUGAGCUCUCCGCUCUUCCAGCUACCGCAGGAUCGAGCUGUGAAAGGCACGUCGUAAGAAAGAAACCAUCCCUGGUUAGUGCUUUGGUUGUUGUUCAGGUGUUAUAUUUAGCACACUGGACAAGACAUCUGAUAACUGAAUAAUUAUGUUCAUGAGCAAGGCAUUCAAUCUGUUGAAACCGAUUCCAUUGAUGUCUGGCCAGUCAAAUUUGGCUCAUAAAUUUUUUCAUCAACUUGUUGCUUCUCAUGGACAUCGCUGUUACAGAAGUGUGAUUUACAAACAGAGGUACAGAACAUGCCCAUGUAGUGCUGGAAGACGAACAAUAAGUGCUGAGACCAAGGUCAUGGCAAAAGAAGAGUUGCCAGGCGUUCUGAUUCUGGAUAUAGGAGGAACUCAAGGUGUGCUAGAAAACCUUGCAGCACUUUUGAAGAAACACUUUCACCUUAUCACCAUGAAGGAAUUUCUUGAAAACAAAGAAGAAAUGAGCAAAAAAAUCCAAUCUGUUUUCGUGUUUGAGUGCAGGCCAACUAUUGACCGGGAGCUUCUAGAAAGCCUGCCUAAUUUAAAGGUAAUUGGAAAUUCUGGAGUUGGAGUCGAUCACUUAGACUUGAAAAUGAUCUCUAGCUUUGGAGUAAAAGUGACCAACACCCCCCACGCCGUGGCGGACCCAACAGCAGACAUAGGAAUGGCCUUGAUGCUAGCCUCUGCCAGAAGACUAGUAGAAGGCUGCCAGAUUGCGGUUUCUCCAGACACGAAGCAUUUUGCUGUUGACUGGCUGGGAGUGGAAGUAACCAGAGCGACGCUUGGGAUCAUCGGGAUGGGCAGCAUUGGGUACAAACUGGCUCAGAGAGCCAGAGCCUUCAACAUGAGGAUCCUGUACCAUAACAGAAACCGGAGGUAAAAACAUGUGGUUUCUGCGUGUAAUUAUUCAGGGGGCAAUGACGGAAGCCACAGCUCUACUUGUGUCCCUGGUCUUCCUAUGCACUUGUGACAGCUGUAAGCGGCAUGAGAAGCACCAGCGUGCUGCCACUUCCUCACUUUGGUUCCCUCCAUGCCUCCUGCACUCACUCUGCCCAAGUUUGGAACUAGCAGUUUGGAACAAGGGCUGUGUACCCUUUCUGAAGAUGUUGUCCAAGCAAACCAGGCCUCGUGCCCUUGUGGUGUCCCCUGUCCUUUCACACUCUUCUUCAGGCUUCUGGCAGCAUUCCUGUUCCACCCAACCAGACAGUCUCCUCAGCCUAGCCUGAUCACUCAUCACACCAGCACAAAUGACAAAGGUCUUAUUUUCUCAUAGAUUUGUAGUUUCCUUUCUUUCACAUUUCACUUCCUCUUCAUUUCUUUUCAACCACAAGUCCUAACUCACAUGUCAGGCAAGGAAAGACUCCACAGGGAUUGGCAUGGACACAGAA
This is a messenger RNA of Neopelma chrysocephalum (saffron-crested tyrant-manakin), 1703 nucleotides long. Its product is annotated as putative 2-hydroxyacid dehydrogenase SE_1879. The transcript has 5 exons. Gene Ontology annotation, cellular component: cytosol. The record is from RefSeq and is a predicted model, not a curated record. Gene Ontology annotation, molecular function: hydroxypyruvate reductase [NAD(P)H] activity; NAD binding; glyoxylate reductase (NADPH) activity. The coding region runs from base 440 to 1195 and encodes 251 amino acids. Lineage: Eukaryota; Metazoa; Chordata; Aves; Passeriformes; Pipridae.